Messenger RNA from Triticum urartu, 1764 nucleotides. The record is from RefSeq and is a predicted model, not a curated record. Lineage: Eukaryota; Viridiplantae; Streptophyta; Magnoliopsida; Poales; Poaceae.
UCGAGCUAGUUAGCAAGGUAGGCCAGGUGGCUAUAGCUAACUAGCUGGAAGCGGCAUUAGAGCUAGCAGCAGCUCCACAAUGCUGGGAGCUUGCUCCUCUAUGUCUCUGCUACUUGUCGCAAUAGCGUUCCUAUACCUCGCCCAUAGGUUAACGCCCAAGAGAAAGAUCUGUGGUGGCACAUGCUCGUUGGCGGCGGCGCCGCUUCCGCCAGGGCCGUCACCGUGGCCAGUCGUCGGCAACCUGCCCGAGAUGAUGCUCCACAAGCCAGCGUUCCGAUGGAUCCAUCUAGUGAUGAAAGAGAUGGGCACCAACAUCGCCUGCUUCCGCCUCGGCGGCAUCCACGUCAUCCCGAUCACCUGCCCCGAGAUCGCGAGGGAGGUGCUCACGAGGCAGGACGCCAACUUCGUGUCCCGCCCGCUCAGCUUCGCCUCCGGAGCCAUCAGCUACGGGUACAAGGACGCCGUGCUCUCGCCGUUCGGUGACCAAUGGAAAAAGAUGCGCCGGGUGUUCACCUCCGAGAUCGUCUGCCCUUCCCGUCACAAGUGGUUCCACGACAAGCGCGCCGACGAGGCCGACAACUUCGCACGCUACGUGUACGCCCUCACUUCGUCGUCAACCUCGGGCGCUAACGUGGACGUCAGGCACGUCUCACGGCAUUACUGCGGCAACGUCAUCCGCCGCCUUGUCUUCGGCAAGCGGUACUUCGGCGAGCCCCAGCCCGACUGCGGGCCGGGGCAGCUCGAGGUGGAGCACGUAGACGCCACCUUCACCUCCCUGGGGCUCCUCUUCUCUUUCUGUGUCAGCGACUACCUACCGUGGCUGCUUGGCCUUGACCUCGACGGCCACGAGAAGAAGGUCAAGCAGGCCAACGCGACCAUGAGUAGACUGCACGACACAGUCAUCGACGAGCGGUGGAGGCAGCGGAAGGGCGGCGAGAGGCGGGAGGAGCUCCAGGACCAGGAUUUCCUCGACGUUCUCAUCACCCUGAACGACGGGGAUGGCAACCCGUUGCUUACCAUCGAGGAGGUCAAAGCAGUGUGCAAGGACAUAACAUUAGCGGCAGUUGACAACCCGUCCAACGCAGUGGAGUGGGCAUUGGCGGAGAUGGUGAACAACCCGGAGUUACUGAACAAGGCUAUGGAGGAGAUCGACCGGGUGGUGGGUCGGGAGCGGCUGCUGCAAGAGUCGGACAUCCCACAACUUACCUACGCUAAGGCGUGCAUACGUGAGGCAUUUCGGCUGCAUCCAGUCGCUUCCUUUAACUUGCCGCAUGUAGCGACCACUGACACCACUGUCAUCGGCUACCGUGUGCCCAAGGGCAGCCAUGUCAUCCUCAGUCGGACUGGCCUGGGCCGGAACCCGACCAUUUGGGACGAGCCGCUCCGGUUCAAGCCAGAGCGGCACAUGGGAGACGACAUAGAUGUGACGCUCACAGAGAGUAAAUUGCGGUUCAUCUCCUUCAGCACCGGCCGUCGUGGCUGUAUGGCGGCAUCGCUAGGGACGGCCAUGAGUGUUAUGCUCUUUGGGAGGCUCCUACAGGGCUUCACAUGGACCAAACCGGCAGGGGUGUCUGUCAUCCAUCUUAGUGAGUCCAAGCACAACCUCUUCAUGGCAAAGCCGCUAGUGUUGCACGCCGAGCCACGUCUUCCAAUGCACCUAUACCCUCCACGGGUCUAUUAAACAAGUAAUGAGUGAGCUCAACCAAUCACCGCAUGCAAUGCAUCUGCUUGAUAUGGACCGUUCAUUUGUUUGAAAAUAUAUUU